Messenger RNA from Candidozyma duobushaemuli, 2100 nucleotides. It is a transcript of the gene MSI3, whose product is annotated as adenyl-nucleotide exchange factor. The transcript has a single exon. Lineage: Eukaryota; Fungi; Ascomycota; Pichiomycetes; Serinales; Metschnikowiaceae. Gene Ontology annotation, cellular component: cytosol; nucleus. Bases 1 to 2100 code for a protein of 699 amino acids. The record is from RefSeq and is a predicted model, not a curated record. Gene Ontology annotation, molecular function: ATP-dependent protein folding chaperone; ATP binding. Gene Ontology annotation, biological process: protein folding.
AUGGCUACUCCAUUUGGUGUCGACUUGGGUAAUGACAAUACCGUCAUUGCCUGCGCAAGAAACAGAGGAAUCGAUAUCAUCGUGAAUGAGGUUUCCAACCGUUCCACUCCUUCUUUGGUUGGUUUCGGCCAGAAGAAUAGAUUUAUCGGCGAGACCGGCAAGAACCAGCAAACCUCCAACUUGAAGAACACUGUUGGCAACUUGAAGAGAAUCUUGGGUUUGAACUACAAGGACCCAGACUUCGAUGUUGAGUCCAAAUACUUCUCUUGUGGAUUGGCUGAGAACGACAAGGGUCAGAUCAACGCUAAGGUCAGAUUCUUGAAUGAGCCUCAGGAAUUUACCUCCACCCAGUUGGCUGCCAUGUACUUGAACAAGAUCAAGGACAUCACCGUCAAGGAGACCAAGGGCAACAUCGUGGACAUCUGUUUGUCUGUCCCAGUGUGGUUCACCGAGAAGCAGAGACGUGCUGCUUUCGAUGCUUGUAAGAUUGCUGGCUUGAACCCCGUGAGAAUUGUGAACGAGGUCACCGCCGCCGCCGUCGGGUACGGUGUCUUCAAGCAGAACGAGUUGCCUGAGGAGAAGCCAAAGAAUGUUGCUUUCGUCGACAUUGGUCACUCUUCUUACCAGGUUUCCAUCGCUGCUGUCAAGAAGGGUGAGCUCAAGAUUUUGGGUUCUGCUUACGACAAGCACUUCGGUGGUAGAGACUUCGACCGCGCUAUUACCGAGCACUUUGCCGAUGAGUUCAAGGGUAAGUACAAGAUUGACAUCAGAGAGAACCCUAAGGCCUACUACAGAGUUCUUACUGCUGCUGAGAAGUUGAAGAAGGUUUUGUCUGCCAACACUCAGGCUCCUAUUAACAUCGAGUCCGUCAUGAACGAUGUCGAUGUGUCUUCCUCUUUGACCAGAGAUGAGUUGGAGAAGUUUGUGCAGCCAUUGUUGGAGAGAAUCAACGUCCCUAUUGAGGUUGCCUUGAAGGACGCUGGUCUUACCACCAACGACAUUGACUCCAUCGAGAUCAUUGGUGGCUGCACCAGAGUUCCAAGCUUGAAGACCAAGUUGUCUGAGAUUUUUGGCAAGCCAUUGUCCACCACCCUCAAUCAGGACGAGGCCAUCGCCAGAGGUAACGCUUUCAUCUGUGCCAUGCACUCGCCAACCUUGAGAGUCAGACCUUUCAAGUUUGAGGACUUCAACCCAUACUCCGUCUCUUACUUCUGGGACAAGGAGGAGGAGGAUGACGACCACUUGGAGGUUUUCCCAAGAGGCGGCACUUUCCCAUCCACCAAGAUCAUCACCUUAUUCAGAAAGGGUGACUUCGAUGUCGAGGCUAGAUACACUAACAAGAACGAGAUGCCCGCUGGUGUUGAGGACUUGAUCGCCAAGUGGCACAUCAAGGGCGUGCAGGUCAACAAGGGCGAGAGCUCCAUUGCCUGUAAGUUGAAGUUGAGAAACGACCCAUCCGGCUUCUACACCAUCGAGUCUGCUCACACCGUUGAGGAAAAGAUCGUCAAGGAGUUGGUUGAGCCUAAGGAGGGCGAGGAAGUCGAUGAGGAUGCCGAGCCUCAGUACCAGGAGGUCAAGAAGUUGGUCAAGAAGGACGACUUGGUCCUUGAUGUCCAGUCCGCUGCCUUGACUGAGGAGGAGAGAGCCGUUUUCUUCGAGAAGGAGAACGCCUUGAUUGUCGCUGACAAGUUGGUUGCCGACACCGAGGACAGAAAGAACGCUCUCGAGGAGUACAUCUACGAGUUGCGUGGUAAGUUGGAGGACCAGUACAAGGACUUUGCCUCUGACGACGAGAAGAGCAGAUUGACCGACAUGUUGAUGAAGGCUGAGGACUGGUUGUAUGACGAUGGUUACGACUCGACUAAGGCCAAGUACAUCGCUAAGUACGAGGAGUUGGCUGCCAUUGGUAACCUUAUUAGAGGUCGUUACAUGGCCAAGGAGGAGGAGAAGAAGCAAGCCAUCAGACAGAAGCAGGAGGCCGAGCAGAUGGCCGCCAUGGCUGAGAAGAUGGCUGCUCAGAGAGAGGCCUCCAAGGGCUCCGAGGGCGAGAAGAAGGAAGAGAAGAAGGAGGAGAAGGGCGACGAGAUGGACCUCGACUAG